This is a messenger RNA of Nymphaea colorata (pocket water lily), 3867 nucleotides long. Its product is annotated as TNF receptor-associated factor homolog 1b-like. NCBI's taxonomy places the organism in Eukaryota, Viridiplantae, Streptophyta, Magnoliopsida, Nymphaeales, Nymphaeaceae. The transcript has 13 exons. The record is from RefSeq and is a predicted model, not a curated record. The coding region runs from base 158 to 3712 and encodes 1184 amino acids. Gene Ontology annotation, molecular function: protein binding.
GAGAGAGAGAGAGAGAGAGAGAGACAUAAAAGAGGGGGAGGCAGCCAAGCCUCCAUAUCUGUACCGCUUCGCUCUUCCACCUCCGCGUCUCUCUGUAGCCACCAUCUCGAGUAAGCAGAAUCCAUCUUCGAGUAAGGGGUUUUGGGGAUCGAGAACGAUGGCAGGGUCUGUUAGCGAUGACAAUGGAAUGGGGGGAUCAUCGGAGGUGAUCUCUAGCAACCAGAGAUGUCCGUCGGGAGAUUCCAUCUCUGAGUGGAGAUCGUGUGAGCAAGUUGAGAAUGGUACCCCAUCAACGUCCCCUCCAUACUGGGACACCGAUGACGAUGAUGAUUGUGGACCAAAGCCAUCUGAAUUAUAUGGAAAGUUUACUUGGAAGAUUGAAAACUUCUCACAAAUAAACAAACGAGAGCUGCGAAGUAAUGCAUUUGAGGUUGGUGGAUAUAAAUGGUAUAUCUUAGUCUACCCACAAGGUUGUGACGUAUGUAACCAUCUUUCUUUGUUCCUGUGUGUUGCUAAUCACGACAAACUUCUUCCUGGUUGGAGUCACUUUGCACAGUUUACAAUAGCUGUAGUGAAUAAAGAUCCAAAAAAGUCUAAAUACUCAGAUACUUUGCAUCGGUUUUGGAAGAAGGAACAUGAUUGGGGAUGGAAAAAGUUCAUGGAGUUGUCAAAAGUGUUUGAUGGUUUCAUUGUUGGUGACAUGCUUGUAAUAAAGGCACAAGUUCAAGUUAUUAGGGAGAAGGCACAUCGUCCUUUUCGUUGCCUUGAUUGCCAGUAUAGGCGGGAGCUUGUUCGAGUGUACUUAACAAAUGUUGAAGGAAUCUGCAGACGAUUUGUUGAAGAGAGGAGGAGCAAGCUUGGGAAGUUGAUUGAGGAUAAAGGAAGAUGGACAAGCUUCCGUGCAUUUUGGUUGGGAAUGGACCAGAAUGCAAGGCGCCGCAUGUCAAGAGAGAAAAGUGACACCAUAUUGAAGCUUGUUGUGAAGCAAUUCUUCAUAGAGAAGGAAGUGACCUCCACUCUAGUCAUGGAUUCUUUGUACAGUGGCCUGAAGGCUCUUGAAAGCCAAAGUUCAAACACAUGCAGAAGGACAAAGUCAACUGAACACGAGGAAAUGCCACUUCCAAUUGUUCAUGUUGAAAAGGAUAUGUUUGUUCUGGCCGAUGACGUGUUGCAGUUGCUUGAGAGGGCUGCAGCUGAGCCUUUGCCUCCACUGAAGGAUGACAAGGGUCCUCAAAACCGGACAAAGGAGGGAAUGUCUGGAGAGGACCUCAACAAAGACUCAAUUGAACGUGACGAGAGACGCCUUACUGAACUUGGACGGAGGACUGUUGAAAUAUUUGCUGUAACUCAAAUAUACUGCAAUAGAAUUGAAGUCGCUUAUCAAGAGGCUGUUGCUUUAAAGAGGCAAGAGGAACUUAUUCGUGAAGAGGAGGCAGCAUGGCAAGCUGAAAAUGAUCUUAAAUCAAAGCGCGCUGCAUCUGACAAAGAAAAGCGAACUAAAAAGAAGCAGGCUAAGCAAAAGAGAAACAAUCGCAAGAAGGAUAAGGCCAAGGAUGAGAAAUCUGGUGCACUGCUGCAUGAUAAGCACCAGAAGCAGACAAUUUUGGAGGAAAGAACCCUCGUGGAAUUCUCUGCCAAGGAACAGUCUGACCUUGCUAAAUGUGAUGCUCAAGAAUGUGAUGUUUCUGAUGUGUCAGAUACUGUGGAAUAUAAUGUUGAAGCUUGUCAACCAACAGAAGACAGAGAUGUUAGCCCAGUCAAUUGGGACACAGAUAUGUCAGAAAUACAUCCCGCGACAGAAGCUAGUGGCUCUGAGAUAAGUAUUCAACGUGCAGAAUAUGGGAAAAUUGACAAAAAGAAUCGAACUGCCAUGGACGACAGCUCCUCCACAUGUUCUACUGAUUCCGUUCCUUCCAUUGUAAUGAAUGGGCAACACAGAGGACAUGCUUUGCGUGGAUACAACAGCCAAACAUCACCAAGCAGAGAAAAGAAUGAGCAGGCCAAAGAAUGCCAUGAUCAAAUUGGUUCCACCCAUGAUGGUGACAGACCAUCUUUGGAUUCUGUCCCAGAUGCUGGCUUAGUAUGUGAUGAUAGUAGCACCUGUGGAAGCAUUGGACCUGAAUCUGAUUCUUUCUUGUCAUUAAAAGAUCGAACACGUUGGGUAGAUCAGCAUAUUGAGAAGGAUGAAGUUUCAUUACAACAAAAACGGACUGUAAAAAAUGUUGACCUUGAAAGACCUUCAAAGCAGUCACCUGAACGAGCAGAGGAAGUUUCAUCAUCCCCCGCCAGCCCACCUACUGUGAGAAAUAUGAAGCCUACUUCAGAAACAAGUGAAACAAGUGGGCUAGCUCAAGCUGAGCCAGUUCUUUCGAGGCAAGCAUCUACGAACAGCCCAUCGGAAAAAGGAGUGCUGCUACUAACCAGAUCAUCUAAUCCCUUCUCAUCCACGUCCCAAAAUGAAACUCAAAGGCCGACAAGUAUACCAAAGGUCCAGAUAGAUCACCAUGAUAACUCCUCACUGAAAACAAUAUCAAGUGAUGCAAAUGCUGCAUUGUCAAGACCAUCAAGUGCCCCAAUUUUUGCUGCUUCUAGAGCGACAACUUCAGUCAUAUCCACUACUUCAUCACCUCCAUUGUUGGCACGCUCGGUGAGUGCAGCUGGCCGGUUAGGGACUAGUAUUGAUCAACAGUCGGCCACUUCAUGUAGUCCUGCUGGUGCUUCUCAAUCUUAUAGAAAUGCCAUUAUGAAUGGACACAAAGUGAGAGCUUCAGGAAUUCCUAGCUAUUCCUCGUCCUCGUAUCCUAGAGUAAGUCCAGCUUCUUCCUACUCUCAACCUCUCUCUUCAACAUCAGCGACCUCAUCAUUGUCACAUGGUGCAUCAUCGCCUGCAUCCAUAACAACUUCAAUGCUCUGCCAGAGCAGCUCUGUGAGGAAACCUGGCAAUUCUGCAGGUACAAGCAACUGUCCUGGUUUUACUUUUGGCACAGUGGCACCUGAGAUAUUGCAACCGCCGCAUCAAUCAGAAUUGCUUCUUGACGAAUCCAGUCCUGUCUCUUGGUUGAAUGAUAGCACGUCACAAGAAGGUGAGAACAGUCUCUUCUGCGAAUCAUAUUUUCAGGACGUUCCAAGCCUGGAGGUCUCCAGUUCAGGUAAUAGGCGUCCAAUGGGCCUUGCUGACUCGCAGGAUGAGUUUCCUCAUCUUGAUAUUAUCAAUUACCUAUUUGAUGAGGAGCAUAGUAUCGGGAAAGCAGCAACAGUUGGUGGCAUGCUAAAGGGCCCAGGGAAUCAUAUCUUCAAUAGGCAAUUUACCUUUCCCGGACUGCAUGGUUUUGGACGAGGGAGUGACAUGGGAAUGAUGGACCCAGGCACUUCUUUGCAUGGGAGUCAGCUUGAGAGGUCAGCAAGGUAUGCUGGUAACAGUCUCCAGCUGGAUUAUGGCUCACGAACUGGUUGGUAUGACAUACAAAGAGAGGGGCAUGACAUUAUGCUUUCUUCAUAUAUGGCACAACCUACUGCAUUGGCAGAGAGCUUCUUAUGCACUAAUCCUCUAGGUCAACUUCAUUGGUCUGCAGAUUCUUCUGAUAUUUCAUUGUUGAGAAACUCCGAGGCAGAUGGAUCUCUUUUUCAAAUGCCUGUUGCAGGCUAUACCAACUUGGGUUGCAGCAAUGGGCUUAAUGGAUACUCUGUAUUCAGACCAGCAAACGGCCGUUGAAGGCUGUUAAGGUGAUGCCUCUGUGUUCGGCUGCAUGGUCCCCUAGCCCAUUAAUGUAUUCAAGGUGUUUUCACAUGAAAGUUUGGUGUAAUCCUGCUCGCUUAAACGUUCUGUAAAGAGGGAUCCACAAUUUGCUUCUACUCGCAUUUCUACUA